Molecule: messenger RNA, 1205 nt
Organism: Fopius arisanus
Lineage: Eukaryota; Metazoa; Arthropoda; Insecta; Hymenoptera; Braconidae
Product: prostaglandin reductase 1
Exons: 4
Coding region: 57-1130 (357 amino acids)
Biological process (GO): prostaglandin metabolic process
Cellular component (GO): cytoplasm
Molecular function (GO): 2-alkenal reductase [NAD(P)H] activity; 15-oxoprostaglandin 13-reductase [NAD(P)+] activity
Source: RefSeq, a predicted model, not a curated record
CUCCACAUUUGGCAUAUCAGUGCGGUUGAUUACUAGUAAAAGAGUUCGAAACUAGAAUGCCGUUGAAAGUGAACAUUAUAAGUCGAAGUUAUUACACCACAGCCAUGGAAAUUGCCAAAAAAUUUGUUGUUGUGAAACAUUUCCAAGGAGAGCCCAAGGCAUCAGACCUGAAAAUCGUUGAGGAAGAGUUGAGACCGAUAAAAGAUGGAGAAUUUUUGACACAGGCAGAAUACAUAUCAGUCGAUCCCUAUCAACGAAGAUACAUCACCAAAUUUCCACUGGGGAUAACGAUGAUUGGUUCCCAGGUGGCGAAGAUAAUUGAGUCGAAAAAUCCUGAUUAUCCAGUGGGGAAGAGAGUAGCUGGAUGGCUGGGAUGGAGGACCCACACUAUUCUCGAUGGGAAAGAAUUCUCUGGAGCAAGUCUGAUCAAUCAAAUUCCGUAUGUUCUUCCAGAGUUUGGGAAUCUUCCACCAUCUGUAGCACUUGGGGCUGUGGGAAUGCCAGGAAAUACCGCGUACUUCGGUUUCCUCGAGACGUGCAAUCCACAGCCCGGCGAGACUCUAGUCGUGACCGGAGCUGCUGGAGCUGUUGGAUCCCACGUGGGACAAAUUGGCAAAAUAAAAGGUAUGAAGGUCAUUGGAAUCGCUGGAUCCGACGAAAAAUGUAAAUGGCUGACUGAAGAAUUGGGUUUUGAUCAUGCGAUCAACUACAAAUUAUCGAACGUCGGGGAUGAGCUGAGGAAAGCAGCCCCUGAAGGAGUCGAUUGCUUCUUCGACAAUGUGGGUGGACAGAUCUCCAGCGUGAUAAUCUAUCAGAUGAAGCUAAUGGGAAGAGUUUCGGUGUGCGGCAGUAUUUCUUCCUACAACGACGACGAAAGGGACAUUUCAACUCUUCCUAAAGCGACGAUAAUCCAGCCGGGGCUGGUGACAGGGCAAUUGACAAUCCGAGGGGUUCGUGUUGUCUACUGGCUGGACCGGUGGAUGGAGGGAAUCAAUCAGAACCUCCAGUGGAUCCAGGAGGGAAAGCUCAAGUACCGAGAGACAGUUACUCAAGGCUUCGAGAAUACUUUUCAAGCUUUUACUGGAAUGUUGAAGGGAGAUAACGUCGGAAAAGCUAUCGUAAAAGUCUGAUUUUUUCUAGCAUUGAAAAGGAAUUCAAUUGAAUUUUUAUAUUUUUAAUAAAAUAUGAUGAGUUCCACCCAGAAA